AUGUCGCUAUCUAGCACUCUCAAAUACAGCGAGCGACAAGCCGCUGGCCAAUUAUUACAGCAGAGGAUCGAAUCCCCAGCAUCUGACCCGUCCCCGCAAAAAUGUCCAAUUCUGCCUUCUAGUCUGACAUUCAAAGACCUCAGGAAAGCGAAGCAACUAGAAAUAGAUAUGGACCUGAGUCCUUAUAUUCCGAUCCAGAUUGAAGCCGAUUUUGCGGGACUCGAAAUAAUGGGACCAACAGGUGGGGCAUGGGAAAAGGUCGCUAUAGAUGAAACUGACGCUUCACCAGACCCUAGAUACAGUGAUAUCCAUACAUGGGAAGGACAAGUUGCACCUGGGGUCCUAAUCAUUGAGGAAAUAAAAAGGACAAAAGGUUUCCGCAUGUCAGAAGUCUCCCAGGCCAUUUACGAGGAGUUCUUCCCAAUCAAUACUCUGCAGUACGUCUAUUUGAUCGACGUUUGCAAUACGGAUACCCGUUCGUUUGUGCAGGACGAGAUCUACACUGGAUCUAAUGGCCUCGCUUGGCCAGAUGACGCGAUACGUGAUUGGAUGCCUGGAACCCCAGAAUUUGAGGCGCUGCUAGGGACAGCCCUUGGGCAUAAUAUGGCAUUUUUGAUUUUGGGGGCCUUCAAACGUGGGACACGCCGGAUUUCACGAAUCAGGACCUUUAGUUCGUUCGAGGUAUUGCAGAUGCAGUUUGCCAUUGAGGAUAUUGAGCAGACGGAGCAGACGGAGCAGACUGAGGAGACUGAGGAGACUGAGGCCCCGAUUCAAACCCCUGCGGCUCCCAGUAUCGCGUCCACUAGUACCGCUUACACAGGUCCUGAGACAAGGGCGGCAGUACGCCGCCGACUAAACCUUGAAGCGCAAAAGCGCAAGAAGGACGAUGAUGAAGAUGAAGAUGAAGAUACUGGGCCGAAAAAAAUCCAGAAAAAAUAG
Molecule: messenger RNA, 939 nt
Organism: Penicillium vulpinum
Lineage: Eukaryota; Fungi; Ascomycota; Eurotiomycetes; Eurotiales; Aspergillaceae
Exons: 1
Coding region: 1-939 (312 amino acids)
Source: RefSeq, a predicted model, not a curated record